Molecule: messenger RNA, 1383 nt
Organism: Ornithodoros turicata
Lineage: Eukaryota; Metazoa; Arthropoda; Arachnida; Ixodida; Argasidae
Product: cysteine-rich venom protein LEI1-like
Exons: 8
Coding region: 403-1290 (295 amino acids)
Cellular component (GO): extracellular region
Source: RefSeq, a predicted model, not a curated record
GCAUAAACAGAGGUAUAGCCCACCCGAAACGAAUGGCUUGUUUACAAACCUACGUCAGCUGCGUUGCACACCUGCAUCACAAGGCAAAGUUUCUAAAUGAGGUGAGCAAUGCAACAGCUCGAAAUUUUCAAAGUAAAUACCAGUACCAAAGUAAGUACUGCUUUUGACUAGUACUUUGGAGGCAGGCAUAAACAAAGGUAUAGCCCGCCCGAAACGAAUGGCUUGUUUACAAACCUACGUCAGCUGCGUUGCACACCUACAUCACAAGGCAAAGUUUCUAAAUGAGGUGAGCAAUGCAACAGCUCGAAAUUUUCAAAGUAAAUACCAGUACCAAAGUAAGUACUGCUUUUGACUAGUACUUUGGAGGCAGGCAUAAACAGAGGUAUAGCCCACCCGAAACGAAUGGCUUGUUUACAAACCUACGUCAGCUGCGUUGCACACCUGCAUCACAAGGCAAAGUUUCUAAAUGAGGAUAAUCCCCCCGUUGCUAUGUGUUUGGUUCCCGCUACCUUUUAUGGUCUAGUACUAUGGAGUGAAAUGGUUUUUGCAGGCGAGAUCCCGGUUCUUCCAAGACCCAAGGUAUAUGGCGACAGGCUGUCGAAACGAGUCUUGGAUCCCCGAUACAGGCUAGUAAAUAAGAGGAUCGUGCUGUACCACAACUUCUUCCGCACGCGAGUGGAUCCUCCGGCAAGCGACAUGCUCGAAAUGACGUGGCAUUCUGGAGCAGCAGACGAUGCGCAGCGUUGGGCAGACUCUUGCCAAUUACUGACACAUGACAAUGCCACCGGGCGGUGGGUUGAUGAGUACGGAUCUUGUGGGCAAAAUAUUUUUGUAUCCAACGUCAAGGUUCCCUGGUUCUUCGCCAUCAAGAUUUGGUUUUUAGAGCAUCACAAUUUUUCUUUCGGUGACCAGCGGAAUAACAUCCCAUCGAGAGUUGGUCACUACACGCAGAUGGUUUGGUACAGCUCGCACAAGCUGGGAUGUGGUUUCCAAUAUUGUGGCCGAAAUGUGACUAAGAAGCCCUACUACAACUACGUGUGCAACUACUGUCCUAUAGGAAAUUACCCAGAGAGGUUUGGACAGCCUUACACGAAGGGUAAACCUUGCGCAAAGUGCCCGGGACACUGCCGCUCUAAAAGGCUUUGCACCAACCCUUGUGAACACGCCGAUUUCUGGGUGAACUGCCGUGAAAUUGCUCAACACUGGCGCCACUGGCUGUGCAGCAAUCCGAAGGCUGAGCGUUACAAGGCCUGUCGAGCUACGUGCGGCUGCCAUGAAAGGAUUCGUUGAGUUACAGCACACUCAUCUUAGUGCUUCGCUCGAAAGUCGGGCGGAUGGAAACACGCCGAAACAGACAUCAUAUUAAUAAAUACCGCAACUCCU